AAGUUAGCGUUGCAGUGGAUUCCUAAGGGAUUCGAGUUAACAAUUUUAUAGUGACAGAAGUGACAGGAAAGUUUCGAUAUACAAUUUUUUACAUGGCCAGUUAUUUUGGCAUAGAUAGGUUUUUUUCAUUUUUAAAGCUCAUUAAGGAUGUGGGAAUUAUCAAUUCUGUAUACAAGGUCUUCAGAAUGGACAACCUUAGGCCUGGCAAGUGCGUAGGGUUCGACCAAUUCGGCAAUAAAUAUUUCGAGAACAGAACAUAUUUUAUCGGCAGAAGCCGAUGGGUUGAGUACGCUCCGCAAUAUCGUUUGGAAUAUGAUGCCAGCCAAGUCCCACCCAAAUGGUUCGGGUGGUUGCAUUAUAAAACAGAUUAUCUCCCAGACUCUGAUCCUACGAGACCGAACUACAAAUGGAUGUUGGAACAUACUGAAAAUUUGAGCGGUACUCCAGAGCAGUACAUGCCCUAUUCAACAACCAGACCGAAAAUUAUCCCUUGGGUGCCAGAAAGGAAGAAAGUCGAUGCGAAGAGCAAAUGCAAAGAUUAACACGUUUGUUGGAAUAAUUUAUAUAAACAUAAUUAAAAUUCAC
Messenger RNA from Phyllotreta striolata, 585 nucleotides. Lineage: Eukaryota; Metazoa; Arthropoda; Insecta; Coleoptera; Chrysomelidae. The record is from the annotation of a GenBank genome assembly.